CUCGGGUCCCGCCGGUGAACCAUUGGUCGGGUUGGAGGUGAGAGGUGAUGCCCACCGAAAGGGAGGAUCCUGCCUCCAGGGGUUUUGUGCUUUCCAUUUAACCAUUUAAUAUAUGAUUAACAUAUAUUUCUUUUAGUCGAUUUGAGAGAGAGAGACAUUGGUUGGCCGCUGCCACGCCCACCAUGUGCCUUUGGGUGCACAGCGCACAGGACGAUGCCCAGCCGUCCAGGGGCGCCUCCCGUUGUCCGUUUCCCGAAGUAGUCGUGUUAACCUGCUGUCUCCUUGUUUUUGGAGCCUUUUGGUUCUCACUCUCAGGCUUGGGCGGACACGGUGACCGAGACCAGAGAAGCCCUCGGAGACCAUUGGAGGACCUGGGCCAGCCUGAGCUGCACCCAGUGGCAGGGAGACAUCUUCAGCUGUCUUAACGCGGACAUUCGGGAAUUUUGAUGUGGCGCAAACGCCCCCAUCAAGCCUCCUCCCAGGAUCACUAUCAGGGCAGCUUCAUCAGGAUGAGCCUCCCGGCCCCGCGCAGACUCCUGGAGCUGGCCUGCCAGAGCCUGCUGAAGGACGAGGCCUCGGCCAUCGCUGCUCUGGAGUUGCUGCCCAGGGAGCUCUUCCCGCCACUGUUCAUGGCGGCCUUUGCCGGGAAGCACAGCACGGUCCUGAAGAUGAUGGUGCAGGCCUGGCCCUUCCCCUGCCUGCCGCUGGGGGCCCUGAUGAAGGAUCGGCAGCCGGACCACGAGAUUUUCCAGGCUGCGCUCGAUGGGCUCGAUGCCCUGCUUGCCCGGGAGACUCGCCCCAGGAGAUGGAAGCUGCAGCUGCUGAAUUUACAGAAGAAAGUUCACCAGGAGUUCUGGACCGUGUGGUCCGGAACCAGAGCCGACGUGUGCUCGCUGCUGGAGCCGGAGGCCCCCCUGCCCAUGAGGAAGAGAGGGAAAGGGCACAGUCCCGGGGCGGGGCCGAGUCCACCCGUGGCCCCCGUGCAGGUGUUCGUAGACCUUUGCCUCAAGGAAGGGAUCCCUGAUGAGUCCCUCAGCUACCUCAUCAAGAAAGUCACCGAGCGGAGAGGUUCGCUGCACCUGUGCUGUAAGAAGCUGAAGGUCUUCGCCGUGUCCAAGCAAAACAUGAACAUCCUCAGCAUGGUGCAGCUCGACUCUGUCCAGGAUCUGGAACUGAAUUGUACCUGGAAGCUGUCCACGCUGAAGAAGUUCGCUCCGUACCUGGGCCAGAUGGGCAACCUGCGCCGCUUCCUCCUCUCCCACAUCCUUACGUCUUCUCGCACCACCUUGGAGCAGGAGGAGCAGUGCAUUGGCCAGGUCACCGCCCAGUUCCGCAGCCUGCCCUGCCUCCAGGAGCUCUGUCUGGACUCUGUCUCCUUCCUCAAAGGCCGCCUGGACCAGAUCCUCAGGUGCCUGAAGAGCCCCUUGCAGACCCUGUCCAUCACUAACUGCCUGUUUUUAGAAAGAGACCUGAGACACCUGUCCCGGCACCUGAACGUCAGCCAGCUGAAAGGCCUGAGUUUCAACGGGCUCAACCUGACCCAUAUCAGGUCGGGGCCGCUCCAAGUUCUGAUAGAGAAAGCCUCCCUCACCCUCCAGGCCCUGGAGUUGGAUGAGUGUGGGAUCUUGGACCCCCAGUUCAUGGACAUCCUGUCGGCCCUGAGCCACUGCUCCCAGCUGAAGACCCUGAGCUUCUGUGAAAACCCCAUCUCCAUGACGGUCCUGGAGGACCUGCUGCGCCACACCGUCGGGCUGAGCAAGCUGACCCGCGUGCUGUACGCUGCGCCCCUGGAGAGUUACGAGGAAUCCAGUGGCACCCUCCACCUGGGCAAACUUGCCCAGGUGCAUGCCGUGCUGAAGCAAUUGCUGCAGAAGUUGGGGCGGCCCGACAUGAUCUGGCUCUGUGCCAGCCCCUGUCCUCGCUGUGGCGAUAGAACCUUCUAUGACCCAGAGCCCAUUCUGUGUCCCUGUUAUGUGUCUGUCUAGCUGGGUGCACAUCUCACAGGCUUUAUUCUGGGCACUCGGACACUGAAGCCCAGACAUAAGUGUAUCUUAAAGGAACACAGCAGCCUCAGUUUCAGACUACUCAGUGUGGGGGGAAAUGUUGACAGGGGGAGCUAAUAGUUUCUUUGGGGAGAUAUGUUAGACAUACGAAUCUGUAUCUCUAGCGGGGAGGGAUUCCGAUUUGGGAAGUACAUGUGGGAGUUACCUUUGUUUGAAUGGUUGUGAAGAAAUGUCAGUAAUAAAGGGAACCUGAGUGUUAA
Molecule: messenger RNA, 2263 nt
Organism: Eptesicus fuscus (big brown bat)
Lineage: Eukaryota; Metazoa; Chordata; Mammalia; Chiroptera; Vespertilionidae
Gene: PRAME
Product: PRAME nuclear receptor transcriptional regulator
Exons: 5
Coding region: 447-1985 (512 amino acids)
Biological process (GO): positive regulation of cell population proliferation; negative regulation of cell differentiation; negative regulation of apoptotic process
Cellular component (GO): cytoplasm
Source: RefSeq, a predicted model, not a curated record